This is a messenger RNA of Eubalaena glacialis (North Atlantic right whale), 2872 nucleotides long. RefSeq names its product synaptotagmin 7 (gene SYT7). Bases 98 to 2158 code for a protein of 686 amino acids. Gene Ontology annotation, molecular function: phosphatidylserine binding; calcium-dependent phospholipid binding; calcium ion binding. Gene Ontology annotation, cellular component: membrane; axon; synaptic vesicle. The record is from RefSeq and is a predicted model, not a curated record. The transcript has 13 exons. Lineage: Eukaryota; Metazoa; Chordata; Mammalia; Artiodactyla; Balaenidae. Gene Ontology annotation, biological process: regulation of calcium ion-dependent exocytosis; calcium-ion regulated exocytosis; regulation of dopamine secretion.
GGGGGUCGCCCGGCCCCAUGCCCUGCAGCGGCGGCGGAGCAACGCGCGGCCGCGGGCGGCUCUGAAGAGCCCGGAGGGAGCCGGCGACGAGGGGACCAUGUACCGGGACCCGGAGGCGGCCAGCCCAGGGGCGCCCACCCGCGAUGUCCUGCUGGUCUCUGCCAUCAUCACCGUCAGCCUUAGCGUCACUGUCGUCCUCUGCGGCCUCUGCCACUGGUGUCAGCGCAAACUGGGCAAACGCUACAAGAACUCCUUGGAGACGGUGGGCACGCCAGACUCAGGGCGUGGGCGCAGUGAGAAGAAGGCCAUCAAUGAUCUAGACAGAGACUUUUGGAAUAACAAUGAGAGCACAGUGCAGCAGAAAUGGAGCUCCUACCCUCCCAAGGAGUUUAUUCUAAACAUUUCACCCUACGCCCCUUAUGGCGACCCACGACUGUCCCUCAAUGGCACCCUCCUGGCUGGCGCCAAAGUGGCCGCCGCUGCGGGGCUGGCAGUGGAGCGGGAAGGCCGGCUGGGGGAGAAGCCGGCGCCGGUGCUGCCACCCGGAGAGGACGCCUUGAGAAGCGGCGGCGCUGCCCCCAGCGAGCCGGGCAGCGGUGGCAAGGCGGGGAGAGGCCGCUGGCGGAUGGUGCAGAGCCACCUGGCCGCCGGGAAGCUCAACUUGUCCAAUUUCGAGGACUCCACUCUGUCCACGACCACUACCCUUGAGUCUAUCCCCAGUUCCACGGGAGAGCCGAAAUGCCAGCGACCCCGCACUCUGAUGCGGCAGCAGAGCCUGCAGCAGCCGCUGAGCCAGCACCAGCGGGGCCGGCAGACCAGCCAGCCCGCCACCAGCCAGAGCCUGGGCCAGCUGCAGGCCCACGUGGCCUCGGUGCCAGGCCCCAGCUCUCGGGCCUACGGCCGGGGCCAGGCUCGGCAGGGCUCCUCGGCCGGCUCCAAGUACCGGCCGGCCGGCGGCCGCAGCCGCUCCAACCCAGGCAGCUGGGACCACGUGGUGGGGCAGAUUCGAAACCGAGGCUUGGACAUGAAAUCCUUCCUGGAAGGCCGGAUGGUGGUGCUAUCCUUGGUCUUAGGGCUUUCGGAACAGGAUGACUUUGCCAAUAUCCCUGACCUGCAAAACCCAGGAACCCAGCAGAACCAGAACGCUCAGGGGGACAAGAGGUUGCCUACCGGAGGGAAGGCAGUGAACACAGCCCCAGUGCCGGGCCAGACGCCCCACGAUGAGUCUGACCGCCGGACCGAGCCUCGCUCCUCCGUCUCAGAUCUCGUCAACUCCCUCACCAGUGAGAUGCUCAUGCUCUCCCCAGGCUCUGAGGAGGACGAGGUCCACGAGGGCUGCAGCCGAGAGAACCUGGGCCGGAUCCAGUUCAGUGUCGGCUACAACUUCCAGGAGUCCACGCUCACCGUGAAGAUCAUGAAGGCCCAGGAGCUGCCAGCCAAGGACUUCAGCGGCACCAGCGACCCCUUCGUCAAGAUCUACCUGCUGCCAGACAAGAAGCACAAGCUGGAGACCAAGGUGAAGCGGAAGAACCUGAACCCCCACUGGAACGAGACCUUCCUCUUUGAAGGUUUCCCCUACGAGAAGGUGGUGCAGAGGGUCCUCUACCUCCAGGUCCUGGACUACGACCGCUUCAGCCGCAAUGACCCCAUUGGGGAGGUGUCCAUCCCCCUCAACAAGGUGGACCUGACCCAGAUGCAGACCUUCUGGAAGGAUCUGAAGCCAUGCAGCGAUGGGAGUGGGAGCCGAGGGGAGUUGCUCCUGUCUCUCUGCUACAACCCCUCUGCCAACUCCAUCAUCGUGAACAUCAUCAAAGCCCGGAACCUCAAAGCCAUGGACAUCGGGGGCACGUCAGACCCCUACGUGAAGGUGUGGCUAAUGUACAAGGACAAGCGGGUGGAGAAGAAGAAGACGGUGACAAUGAAGAGGAACCUGAACCCCAUCUUCAACGAGUCCUUUGCCUUCGACAUCCCUACGGAGAAGCUGAGGGAGACGACCAUCAUCAUCACCGUCAUGGACAAGGACAAGCUCAGCCGCAACGACGUCAUUGGCAAGAUCUACCUGUCCUGGAAGAGUGGGCCCGGGGAGGUGAAACACUGGAAGGACAUGAUUGCCCGUCCCCGGCAGCCUGUGGCCCAGUGGCACCAGCUGAAGGCCUGAAUGGGGCCAAGGGAGGCCCAUGGGGCCAAGGGCCUGGGUCCCCAUCAUGCCCUCACCACUUUAUGCACAAUGCCUGGCCUGGCCCCCCUGCCAUGGGUGAGGGAAGGAUCCUGAGGGCUCGGCCAGGGAGAGGUCCCAGGAAUCCAGCCCCAUUUCUAGGGAGAACCAGCCCCAUUCCCCACCGGUCCAGCUCUGGGGGAGGGGCUCUGGGAGCCAUUUUCCUGCUUUGCCCCUUUCCUUCCUGACUUGCCGAUACUAAAGAAGUGGGGGGGCGGAGCACAAGAGCUAGACGGGCAGAUGAGCAGAUCCCUCCAGAGGCCCGCCAGGUGGGCACGGUCCCCCGUUUUCUUUAAGGCAGUGCCUGGAGUGGAGAAAGGCCGCCCCCUCCCCAGCCCCCAACGUGGGCCCAGGAGAGGGGAGGUCGAGGCGUUUGGCCCCGGCCCGACCAAGAGAGGCCUGUUCCAGGGCAGUUUCAGGUGCCGGCUGGGCCCUGAAUGCCGAGGAUAGUAUAUAGCCCGCUCCGGGGUCCUGGAGCCGCAGCCCUGUGUACUUGUGUUGUGUCCACCGUGUGUGUGUACGUGUGCGUGCGUGCGUGCGUGUGUGUACGGGUGGGGGAACUCGCUCCCUGUUUCCCUGGGGCCCGCAGUGCUGAAGACGAUGCAGAGAGGGCAGGGUUUCGUGAAGUGAGGUAGGGCUGGAGGCUGAGAAGUCAAU